CGCUCGUGGGCCGCGCGAGUGCGCUUUUCCGCGAGGGGCACGCCGGCCCCCUCGCCGCCAAUGCCGGGAAAUCGUGCAGCUCUCGGCUCAGUCUGGCUCAGCCGUCGCGGCACGACGACGUUUACACGCCUCACGCGAACACGCUAUAAUCGAACUGCACUCGUGCGGACAUAGCGCGCGCGGCCAAAAUAAGUGAGCUCGGCCGGGAGCGAAAACUCGUUGCUAUUACUAGUGGUACCUUCAGGUGGCGCGAUGCUGCCUGCGCUGGUGCUCCUGGCGCUGGCAGCCCCUCUGGGCCUGGCCGAGGCGCGUCGACAUGCACCCAACUUGCGCGAGGACGAGCCCGCAAGACGGACUAUACGUCCCGCCGAAUGUCAGUUUGGCAAGCAACCGAAGGAGCUGGGCUCUUCGUGGUAUGCCGACCUGGGUCCUCCUUUCGGCGUCAUGUACUGCAUCAUAUGUGAGUGUUUACCGGUGCAAAAAAAACGCAGGAUGGUGGCGAAAGUCCACUGCCGUAAUAUAAAGAAUGAAUGUCCCGUACCAUCGUGCGACUCACCUGUGCUACUACCCGGCAGGUGUUGCAAGACCUGCCCCGGAGAUGUCAACUCACCGGACAUAGUGCAACUGGACAGUCCAUCGGUCAUCGUUGUGGAAGAAAUACUUAGCAUGAAACAUUUUGGGGCGUUGCUGACUGGUCGAUCUCCACUAUGCAUCAGACGUGAUGACAUGACGGGAGUGCCAGUUGCCAGGGGAGUGGCUACAGCACGCUUCAUCUUCCGUCGCCGACAUCUGUUCUGGUCCGUUCAACUUGGUACUUCGAUCACGAUUAAGCCAAGAGCACUCUUGUUCUUAGAUCGGGAAGGACGAUUAUUGAUCGAACAAUCUUUAGCAAAAGUACCUGGCCUUCACGCUACGUAUGAAGAUAAAACCGAUAAGCUAUGCGGCGUUUGGCGUAGAGUACCAAGGGAAUACAAACGUCUGUUGAGAGAUGGAUCUUUAUUCAUAGCACUGAUAUGGGGCGAUGCAGAAAAUAACACUAUGGAGAGUGCCCUGAGUGGUAGAAUUGACAGAUAUCCUGCAUUAACAUCAGAAAUGUUUACGACAUUACUAGAGCCUGAACAUCUUCCUCCGCCACCGGGCAAUAGUGCCUGUGAAGACAGUUUCCAACCUGGUCAAACGAGUUUGGCCCUUACUGGUCAGCAGGAAGGAUGGGGAGGGACUGCUGUGGUAACGGGAGUGGCUGGAGCUGCUCCAAGUCUUCACUUCGCUAUUGCAUAUAAUGGCAUUUUCUCGCCUACACCACGAGAAAAGGAACAAGCUGUUCGUGUAGUGCUGACGAUGUCGGAUAAAAACCAAACCAUUAUUGACGAGAUUCAUCAAAUUGCCAAGCCGGGCUACGAAUUGAACGUCCUCGAAGUGUCCACGCCGGUUACAGCUGCUCAGCUACGCUCUUUAGCCAGAGGUCGAUUGCUUCUCUCGAUUGAGGAUAUUGCGGCACCAGAAAGACGUAUUACUGGGAGAGUGAUGCAGAAAGCUACAUGCGAAGUUUAUCAUGCACCAUUAGUUGCGGAGAGACUACCAGCGUCUUCAGUUCCUGAAGGACUAGCACUCCUUUACAUCGAUAAGGAGGGAUCACUUGUCUAUGACAUACAGAUUGACAAUUUAGAUGCAAUUGAUCCUAAAAUAACGCUGGUAGAAGAGCAAGGAAAGCGUCACUCUCAAGUGGAAAUAUUAGACACUAGGACAGGAGUACUGGCAAGGCCUAGCGCACGAAUAUUUCCUCCUCUGUACGACGAUCAACUGGCAGUACAUAUUGGCGGAGAUCUCGGUCCACCUCUACUUCGAGGUAGAUUGGUAUCCCGACCGUUGCCAGAUGCUGCCAAUGGUGGGCCCGCUUUACUGAAACGCACAGAUGCCCUCGUCCCUGUCACAGCAAAUCCUGUUGCAGGGCUCGCUUGGGUCUCUGUUGAUGCAUUAUGUGGGCUGCAUUAUGAGGUUGUUAUAACGGGUAACGUGGGCACAUGGACACCAUGGCUCGAUACCCAUGCAAUUGAUGGUGGUAACAUUAGGCCACUUGUAGGUUUUGAAGGCUGCGUCUUGGAACCUUCUCCGGCCGAACUGUUGUCCUUACAUACUGGAACUGCAUAUCUAGGCAUACGCGGCGCCGAUAACACCACGACAGUAUUGCUUACGCUGAUACCCAAGUUAAGCGUACCGAUAUCGUGUAUGGACAACACCUAUUUAAAUACGAAGUAUAUGCCCAAUACGCCCACGUACUUGAAGACGUCGUACCCACCAGACCGCCGUUUGAGUGACAUGAACCAACUUUCGAAAACUACGUCGUGCUAUUAUGAAGGAGAAUUGCACACAGAUGGAUCGCAAUGGAUAGUUCCCAAGUCUUGCACCAUCUGUGGUUGCGUAUACGGGGAAUCACGAUGUGAUCCCAUAAGAUGCCCGCCAGUACACUGCACGGUGCCCACUAUUACGCCGCCAGGGCAGUGCUGUCCUAUUUGCACUAAUUCUUCAACAGCCGUAUGGAACGAUUCUCAUGGAUGCCAUUUAGCUGGCCAGUACCAUUCUCCCGGCUCCUCGUGGCACCCAUACUUACUUCCCGAAGGUUACGACACAUGUGCUGUGUGCACGUGUGAGUAUUCAACGAGACAAGUGCGAUGUCCGAGAGUGCAUUGUCCACCGCUCAGAUGCGCCGAGAAGGACUCAUAUAGACCCGAUAAGAAGGCGUGCUGCCGAGUUUGCCCAGAGGUAAAAACGAAAAAACCGGAGGACUUAACACCAAAGGAUCAAGCUGCCCCACGGACCGCAGAAGAGAUCCUUGCCGAAGGAGGUUGCAAAUUCCCCGAUGGGCCUUUGAUGAAUGGCGUAGAAGUACAUCCAUCAAUACAUUCGCAUGGUGAACAGAGAUGUGUCACUUGCCGUUGCAAGGACGGCGAGGUGACAUGCGUACGUAAACGUUGCAACCGCGCCUUGUGCGCGCGGCGUAGACGCGGCGACGCUUGCUGCGCGUGUGCACGCCCGCGCCGCCCACGCCCGCCGCCGCCUCCGCCGCCAAGCUGAGCGACCGCGCCCGCACCCCGGACACAGUAUUACUGCGCCCGACCCCGUCUAUACCCCAGACUGCUCGUAGGCUAAGUGAGUGACUAUAGACUGAUAUAUUUUUAUGUACUCGUGCGAUUCGAAUGUGUAGGUUAAGGCUGCGCCCUGUGAUGUUGCGCUUCGAUGAAACCGCUCGACGCGUCGAGUGUGCGCGUGCUCGCUGCUGUGCAGUAGAUCGCGGCACGUGGGGCGACAGGGGUGUAAGGUUCGUCGUGGAUUUUUCGGUUUCGUCGCAGGCGACAUCUUUCGUUUGUUCGACGAGGUAGACGGUUUGCGGCGGACUGCGUGACGGCUCGGAGUCGGCCGACGGCGGAGUAGCUUUACUGUUUAAUACUGAACGACUAUGAUUAUUAUAUUUACCCACCGGUAUUUUAAUUGGUUUUAUGAGAUGUCCCGAAAUUUUGUAGGCGCAUUGUAUUAUGUCACCCAAUACUGAGAUGAUAGUGUUAGUCGUACGGCUCGACUGCUCGGUUUAUGGCAGGAAAGGUGCGAGCGCGGUCGAUAAAGAUGUGCCAUAUUUUCUUAUUGUAAAUAUAAAUUAUUACUUUAAUAUUACUUAUGUGCAUAUUUAUUUACGUUUGUAAUGUAAACAAUGAGGGAUCAUGUUACGUUCGAGUACUCAUGUUUGAUCAUCACAAACUCGCAUUAUAUGAUCGCCUUAUUUGUGCAUUUGCUUUUAGUCUUGUAUAAUUAUAAUUUAAUACCAUACAAAUUAUAGUGUAACCUGUAUUCUGAUAUUACCUAUUCUUAUUUAAUGAGUCAAUGUGUAAGUAGAUUACCCAUGUUAUUAUAUGCAGUAGAAUACUUUAUACCACAAAAUAUACCUAAUUAAAUAUUUAUUAAGUAUUUUUUUAUUUAAAGCAUAAAAUGCGCGUUAUACUAAUGAUGAACGCUUAACCCGAGUGCUUAUCGAUUGCUCAAGCGUUUGGUUAAUUAGGAAUUUGUCUUUAUAUAAGCAUGCUCAUGUAAUGUAAUACAUAUAUAGCAUUACACAAGCACGCCCUAGGACUUAAAUUUAUUUAGUGGUCUGAAAAUUGUUUAUAAAUGUCAGGCAAGAACGUAAAUGUAAAUAAAAUAUAAUAUUUCUUAUAAAUAUUAUUUUAACAUUGUAUACUAUUUUAUAAACUUAACAUAAUGGAUUGUACCGAUUUAGUUAAGCACUAUAUUAUGUCAGUUACGUGACUAGUUUUUAUUAAUUACUAGGUUAACUAAUAUUUGUAAUUAAGGAAGCUAGUCCAAAUGUUUUGAUGUGAUGGAAAUGAAUGCCAUGUAGAUAGAUUAUACGUCUGUCCAGAAUUAUUACUUAUUGAUUAAACGAGUAUAUACUUUACUUUAUUUACACAAGUGUGUACACACAAACUGCAUUUGUACGCAAGCUACAGACAGGUCUAUGGCAUUGAUGAAUUUUGUAUGACAUUAUAAUAAUAGCAAUUUUAUUGUCAAACAACACAAUAGAAGUAUAAGGAAAAUCCCAUAUAUACUAUAUGGCGUGUAUAAUCUUCUAAACAAAUUAUCUAAUUACUGACAGUUGGAAUUCAUACUAUUACUCUAAGUUCAUUUGAGUAUCAUAAAGCUGUUGCUUUAAUAUAGUAACGAGUACAUUGUAGCUUGCGUAUUUAAUAAUGCGUGUUUAUUUAAACCUCAUUAUAGUUUCAAUAUAUUAAAAAAUCGAAAUUAAAAAAAAUAUCUAACAAGGACAGAAAUGUAUUAAGGUUUUGGAAUAUUUUCAUACGCGUUGCCAAAAAUUUGUAAAGUUUUAUGAAAUAAAUUUUGUUGUUGUGGGUUCUAGUCCAUCAAAAUUUCGAGAAGGUAUAAGUAUUGUAACGGCUAUAAGAAUAUUAUUGGUUUUUUUACGUAACGAAAAUAUUAUUCAAUUAUACGAGAGUUAUCACGUUUUUAAUAUUUUUGUAUUAUCUAACAGUAGCAAAGUAGGCUCCUAUGGCUUGCAAAUAACAAACUAAUGGCCAUAAAGGAUACUAUAAAAUCGCUUGUAUUGCAUUGUUUUCUAUUUGUUAAUUAUAAGCGUUAUUCUCCCGUUUUUCGGCCUCGAGGGAAGAUUAUUAAAAAAUACAUUUUUUCGAAAAGAAAACAUAUUGUAACUUUUUGAUGUAGUUAGUGUCAUCUGGUAUUACAUAGUUUGGUUAAAUUACAUCCAGUCAAUAUUAGUUUGUAAACAGAAACAGUCCUAAUAUGAAAUAAAUCACCUGAGAAAAUAA
Molecule: messenger RNA, 5327 nt
Organism: Achroia grisella
Lineage: Eukaryota; Metazoa; Arthropoda; Insecta; Lepidoptera; Pyralidae
Gene: sog
Product: dorsal-ventral patterning protein Sog
Exons: 16
Coding region: 253-3072 (939 amino acids)
Biological process (GO): multicellular organism development
Molecular function (GO): protein binding
Source: RefSeq, a predicted model, not a curated record